AUGGGCUGCGGCGGUAGCAGGACGGACGCCCUGGAGCCACGCUACCUGGAGAGCUGGACCAAGGAAACCGAGUCCACGUGGCUGACCGGCACAGACACCGACAUCCCGCUCUCGUCCAUCAACAGCAUCCCGUCCGACAGCUCCGAGGCCUGCUUCGUCUCCGAGAAAAACUGCAGUCCCGUCCCCGAUUUCUUCGAAGAUGGCCUACCGACUCCCGCUCAAGCGUACCUCAAAGCCUGCUCGGAAGCCAGCCUCUCUGACGUCAAACCCGACAGUGCUAUCGGCCAGCUUGACGCGCCGUCCCCUCCGACGCAGGAGGGGGCGCCGUUGUCUUCGGCCACCACCGUCCAACGCACGAGUGUCCUUCAUACUGAAGAGAUCACAAAAUGGCAGGACAACCGCAUGUCCACCAAACAGGUGACCAUCACAGUGACGCAGAGCAUCCACCAGAUGGACAAGAAUGGCAAAGUGAAGAAGUCGCUGACCACCUACGAGGUGAUGAAACCCGCAGAGGCCGUCAAACAAGGCGCGGCGCACGGGUAG
This is a messenger RNA of Nerophis lumbriciformis (worm pipefish), 543 nucleotides long. NCBI's taxonomy places the organism in Eukaryota, Metazoa, Chordata, Actinopteri, Syngnathiformes, Syngnathidae. The record is from RefSeq and is a predicted model, not a curated record.